GCUCGAUGAAUUUGAGUGCAAAAUACUGAGGAGACAAGUUGUAAAAGAACAUGGCUCUUUUUGUAGAAAGGUACAUCGUUUCUUUUCGAGCUCCAAUCCUCUUGUGUACCGUUUUAGCAUUGCUCAUCGAAUUAAGGAGAUAAGACAACAGUUAGAUGAGAUUGCUAAGAAUAUGGAAAAGUUUGAUUUGAUCAAAACUCAGCUGAAAAUGGGUCAAAGCCUUCCAAUGAAUGGCAAUAGGGAGAUGAAUACUCACUCCUUUGUUAACCCUGCAGAUGUUAUUGGUAGAGAUCGUGAAGAAGAGGAUAUCCUAAAUAUGGUACUAAAGGACCAAGCUCAAGAUCAUGAGAAUCAAAUCCAUGUUAUAGCUGUAAUUGGGAUUGGAGGUUUAGGGAAGACCACACUCAUCAAAUCAAUAUACAAUAAAGAUGCAAUUAAAGAAAUGUUUGAUUUGAGGAUUUGGGUUUGUGUGUCUUUGGAUUUCAAUGUGUCUAAAAUAGUAAAAGAUAUUCUUACAGAUGCAACUGGUAAUAGCAAUGUCACAAGCAACUUGUCCAAUUUAAACCAGUUGCAAAAAAAUUUGACAGACACCUUGAAAGAUAAGAAGUUUCUACUUGUAUUGGAUGAUGUAUGGAAUGAGGAUUUUUUCAAGUGGCAGGAUUUAGCAGAAUUGUUAUCAGUGGGUUCGAAAAAGAGUAAAAUUAUAGUGACAACACGAAGUAGUAAAGUUGCUUCAAUCAUGGGUGGAAAAAGGCCUUAUGAAUUGAAGGGUCUUCCUCAAAAAGAUUCUUUAUCUCUUUUUUUCAAGUAUGCACUUGGAGGUGAAGAAGAAGCAUCAAAAUAUUCGGAACUCAAAAGAAUUGGUGAAGAAAUUGUGGAAAAGUGUAGCGGGGUUCCUUUGGCAUUGAAGACUUUGGGCAGUCUCCUUCGGUUGAAGACUGAAGCUCAUGAGUGGAAAACAGUAAGAGAUAGCAAAAUUUGGGAGUUAGAACGAGAAGAAGGUCACAUUUUACCUGCAUUACGGUUAAGUUACAAUGCAAUGUCUCCAUCUUUGAGACAGUGUUUUGCUUAUUGCUCAACUUUUGAAGAGGAUAGUUUGAUGGAAAGCAUUGUUUUGAUUAGUAUUUGGAUGGCACUUGGAAUCCUUCCUUCACCUAAAAACAAAGAGGACGUCGAAGUUAUUGGUGACUCAUGCUAUGUAGAGUUGUGCAACAGAUCUUUAUUUCAAGUUGAUCCUCGUCAAGAUUCUUUUGAAAUCUUCCAAGUAAUCAGAGUGCAUGAUUUAAUUCACAACCUUGCAUGCUCAAUAACCCAAAAUGAGUGCUCAAUUGUAAAUUCCAACGACGAUAGAGAGAUUUCUGAUACGGUAAGAUAUUUAAGAGUUGUUAUCAAUGAGAAUAACUUAAAAAAGUUGAGUAAGCUAAAGAAACUAAAGAGUAUUCAUGUUAAGUGUACCGGAGAUGAGAAAGAUGAAGUUGUGCAGUUAUUCCUUUCUACAUGCAUCUCAACAUUCAAGCACUUACGAGUGUUUGAUUUGUCAGAAUUAUCUUUUGAGGUGUUGCCUAAUUCUAUUGGGACCAUGAAGCAGUUGAGAUAUCUUAACUUGAAUGGUAAUAGAAAUAUGAAGAGACUGCCUGAUUCAGUUUGUAAGCUGCAAAGUUUGCAAACUUUGAUUCUUGAUGGAUGUGUGAAGCUUGAGGAAAUACCCAAGGAUAUAGGGAAUUUGGUAAGCCUAAGGACUCUUAUGUUAACCACAAAACAGAGCUUUUUGGCAAACGGUGGAAUUGGACGCUUGGAGUCUCUUCGUUUCUUGACUAUUUAUGAGUGUGAAAAUUUGAAAGCCUUGCCUAAUGACUUGAUAAAUUGCACUGCAUUACGUUCUCUCGUAAUAGGGGAUUGUGAUCAACUCAACUUGGCAAGUGAAUUUAUUGAUAAAGAUGUUCAGUUGACCCUCCGCACAUUUGCUAUUUUUGGAUUAUCAGAGACAACAGAAUUGCCCCAAUGGCUCCAACAAGCUGCUAAGACCCUACAAAAAUUACAUAUUGAAGAGUGUCUUAACUUAUCAAGAUUGCCGGAGUGGCUGCCAAAACUCACCUCACUUGAGAAGCUUGUGAUUAAGGAUUGUCAAGAAUUGUUGUCCCUUCCUGAUGGGAUGGAAGGCCUCACUUCCCUUGCACAUUUGGAGAUUGAAGAUUGUGAUGCAUUACAGGAAGCAUGCAAACCAGAAGUAGGCUCAGAUUGGCAUAAGAUUGCUCAUGUUCCCAAUCGUAUUAUUGGUGAAGCUGAUUGAUCAUCAUGAGGAGAAGGAAAGAACAGGUUCUCUGUUCCUUUAGCUAAAGUGAUUAAGUUCAUGAAGUUGGUGUCUCUUCUGUCAACAUGUUCAACUAAGAUUUAUGUAUUGUGAUUACUUUUGGUAUUAUUUUAGUGCAUGAAUAAUUGUUGUUAAUAUAUUUUUCUAUAUGAUGUUGAAUAAUGUAAUUUUAGUUAUAGUAUAGGAGACCUUGUACA
Molecule: messenger RNA, 2508 nt
Organism: Cannabis sativa
Lineage: Eukaryota; Viridiplantae; Streptophyta; Magnoliopsida; Rosales; Cannabaceae
Product: putative disease resistance protein RGA4
Exons: 3
Coding region: 173-2290 (705 amino acids)
Biological process (GO): defense response to fungus
Molecular function (GO): ADP binding
Source: RefSeq, a predicted model, not a curated record